Tilletiaria anomala UBC 951 is the source of this 1929-nucleotide messenger RNA. RefSeq names its product cyclin-domain-containing protein. The record is from RefSeq and is a predicted model, not a curated record. Gene Ontology annotation, molecular function: protein kinase binding; cyclin-dependent protein serine/threonine kinase regulator activity. The transcript has 3 exons. Gene Ontology annotation, cellular component: cyclin-dependent protein kinase holoenzyme complex; nucleus. Gene Ontology annotation, biological process: regulation of cyclin-dependent protein serine/threonine kinase activity. Bases 159 to 1790 code for a protein of 543 amino acids. NCBI's taxonomy places the organism in Eukaryota, Fungi, Basidiomycota, Exobasidiomycetes, Georgefischeriales, Tilletiariaceae.
UCGCUCAAGCACGGCUGAUGACAACGGAAUCGUCACCGGGCUUGGUCCUGACACCGCCUGCUACUACACGGUGCAGCGACGACGCUGCGCAAGGCGGCCGGUAGCACAUAGGCACACACCCGGUGCUGCGAGGCGUCGCGGGACUUGCCAAGAGCAGUAUGCCAUUCUGGUCCUUCAGCCCUUCCGCUGCCUCUGGCCACGACAGCAAGAGCUUGCUCUCGGCUGUUUCGACGGGCUACACUGCACAGCCUCGCUCUCCGACGUUCACUGCAGCUGCAGGAGCCGCAGACGGCGCACCUGGUACGCCAGCCGCAGAAGCGUCCUCCGCUUCAGCCUCUCCUCUUUCAGCUCCACCCGCAUCGUUACUAGGAAAGCGUCGAUCGAUCUGCAAUGGGAGGUAUUGCUCCGGCAUGGACAGUGCGGAUGGGGCUUCGCCAGCGCGUGUCGCAACAGGUACCGGAGUAGGAAGCGCGGGCGGGGCGGGCGGGAGCGACGUGGUAUCGAACAGUUCGUCGCAGGCGUCCUCGCCGUCCCUUUCUGCACGCCUUCAUCCUGCAAGCCGCUUCAAGACGAUGCACCCCUCGUCGGCCUCGCCUGCAUUAGCCACUGCCAGGCCUUCUUCCUGCCCCGAUACAGCUCUGGGCUCGGCAACCACUCAGCAAGACGUUGUGGUCGAAGCAGCAACGUUCAUGUCCGAUCUACCCUCUUCCCUGCGCACUUCAACAUCGUCUAGCUUAAAUUUGGCGCCCUCAUCUAACCCGAUCGCUUCGGCUUCUGCUGCGGCGGCGAGUCAAACUCUCAAAGCAGGGCGAAGCAGUGGCGGUGGCAGUAGUAGCGGAAGCGGCAGUGCAAGCAUGAGCCGCAGCACGAGCAGGGCACCAGAGGGGCCGAACUGCGCUGUGUCAGGAGACAGGAGUUUGGCGGGAGAAGUCCAUGCAUUUCCCGGGUCCUCCGGGGAAGCGACCGGCGUCAAGGUUGUGCCGGCGCUUUUUGAUGAUGCAGAUCCAGAAGAUGUCAUCAACCUCGUGGGUGAGUCCGAUAUGCUCGCGCGAUUAGUGGAGCACAACGACCACCUACCCCUCCACCCCUCCUCGCUGACCCGCUUCCAUUCGCGUGCGGCGCCGCAGAUCUCCGUCCUUUCAUACCUGCGCCGCAUAGCCAAGUACACAUCCCUGGAGAAGGUGUGCACGCUGAUACUGCUCAUCUACAUUGAUCGCGUCAGCAGCACGGUACAAGGUGCGACGUUCACCAUCUGCACUCUCACCGUUCACCGAUUCGUGUGCGCCGCCACGGUGUGCGCUAGCAAGGCGCUGUGCGACGCGUUCUCCACCAAUGGACAUUAUGCCAAAGUGGGGGGUAUCAGCUUGAUCGAGCUGAACAUGCUGGAGAAAGAGUUCCUCAACUUGAUCGGGUGGCAUCUUAUCUGCACCGGACCUCUGCUACAGCAAUACUAUGCGUCGCUCGUACGCUCACAUCCUGGGUAUGCGCUGGCGAAAACACCAGCGGGCUCUGCGAGUGCAGAUGCGAGAGUAGCAGCAGCUCUCGCGACUCAUGCCUCGUUAGCGGCAGGGAAGCAGGCAACGGGACUGGCAUCUGAGCCGUAUUUAGCGCCAUGCCCGCCGGUUGAUGCGGGCGACAUGCAGGGGAGGGAAGGCACGCAAGACCUGGAAAUGGCGGACGAACCAGCCGCGCAGAUGAGCCACAGCGGUUGCGGCGGCGGGGGCUCCGCAAUGUCAGAUAUCGCAGACCCGACUCAGCAGGAAGGGGAAGGGCUGCGCGAUAAAGGCUGACGCAUGCACGUCCAAGUGUAUGUUCCCGCAAUGACAUGAAUGCAUUGCCAUUUUCCACACACUUUUGCUGUGCAACGACAAGUUGCCGACAGCUGGCGCUGAUGAUGUUGAUGGUGUCAAUACAUUGCGAAUUCGUACU